ACACUGUCCCUGCUAGUUUUCUAAGUUUACUGCAAUCUCUGCACAGGGGGAGGGAGAGAGAGGGAGAGACAGAGAUUACCAACAUGAGAGCAGGUAGAGAGUUUAGGGCAAGACUCCUUCCAGCUUCAGCAACUGAAGGAGAGCUUGGUCAUCUUCUGGUGCAGUGUUUCUUCAAGCUGCAGCUCUCUGAAGUGCAGGGUCCUCUGCGGGACGCCUGCAGCCCAGACAGAUUGGCUCCACAUGCUGGGCAGGCAUGGUGGAGGGCCGUCAGGCAGCUCCAGCUGCCCUGCUCCCGCUCCCACUGGGGCACCUGCCUGUGCUUCCAUGCCGGGACAACCCUCUGCUCCCACCCCUUGCUGAGCCAAACAGUGGAAAGGAUUUUCUCCCCCCUCAACCUGGUGUCUUUCUGCAAGUUUUUGCGUAGGAAGGAGUGAUCUACCCCAAAGUCAGCCUGAUUUCUGGGUGUCAUGAAGAGGAGAGUUUUGGCUGAUGUGUUAUCCUUAUCCCACAUGCUGAGAUAUUUACAAGCAGAGAAGGUUAUAGACUGAAGCUGCGUUGAGUGCAGAUCUACUACCAGCUUAUGGCACAAAUUAAAUAUUUGUGAAAUGAAUUUUCAGUUAUUCACCUCAAUGUUAUAAAAAACCCCUCUAAAUUUGAAGCAAUGAACCAAGACUGAAAAGAGAGAGGCUCUGUUUAUUUUCCUUACAGUCUUAUUGCUUCUAUUGCUAAAAGCCAUAUUUAUGUAUAUAGCAUACAUAAGUAGACCGUCAGUGUAUAUGUUUACCUAGAGAAUUAAAGCCAUUAUUUCCAUUUGAUUUGUUCUCAAUUAUAAUGAAAAAGAAGACACAGAGAUUUUGCUUUUGUUCUGAAAAACAAAAUGAAAACUACACUAAUACUGGCAAAGAUGUUCCAAAAAUAAGUUGCAGCCCAUGGAAAUCCCAAGUUAACAGGUCUGAUUUAAAAACCAGAAACUGAUAGAAAUCUUUCUGCAAGUGUCAAUUGCCUUUUUAUUUUUAGGAUCAGCUUCUUUAAUGGUGGAAACUGUUGAGAACAUGAGUUUUGGAUGUAGAAUAGUAGCACUGAAUUACCUCCCUAGUAAUAUUUUGCAUUUUUAAUAUGGAUUUUUGACCAGGAGAUAAUUUGAAUCUUUGGAUUUUAAGGAGUUUUUAAUUGUUUUUGCAUUCUUUCAGACAAGCACAUUAAUAAGAGCCUUGCCUUACGAAUAUCUGAAUGUAGAGCAGAUACUGGUGGACUCAGAGGCACAAUGUGCAUCUAUCUCACCGAUGAACAUGUUGGCAUACCUUUUAGGUGCCGUUUCUGGUAGUGCCAGAUAUAUGUGCAGGCUUUAGAAUGGGAGAAGCACAGGGGGAUGAAUCAUUGUAGCAACCCAAGACAAGCCUCAUGUACAGAGGCAGAAGAGUAUGGAUUACCCCAGAUAGCAUUUACAUUGUUUUCAAUCUUUGAUAUUGCAAAGCCUUGAUGAUGCAGAAAGACUGAUUUCUGAAAGGACCACUCCAUUCAGCCAGAGAUGUCAGCAGCAUACCACCAUGAGGAACAAAAGCAAUACAGGCUGCAUUAGGCAACAGGAUUUUUCUGUGACCGUGGUUUAAGGACACAAGUCAGGCAAAGGCUUGUUCCUGUGAUGUGUAUAGCCGUGAACAGUGGAAUAAACCCAUGUGCUCAGUGAAAGCAUCCAAAGGAAUUUGGGCAACACAGGAAAAAAUCAAAUAUGAUGAAGAAUGAAGAAACUAAUUUUAAUAUGGGUAGUACCCGAACGUCUCCCUUCUCCCACUGUCUGCAGCCACUGAGCCCUGUUACAAAGCCACACAGAACAACUCCGUUUGGUGAAGAAUUCAGACCACACCUCUCACAUUUCCACUAUGGCCCUUCUCCUCUUGGAGACAUGGAAACAUUCCAGGGGUCCUUGGAAGGAGGGUCUCGGAAGCGCAAGAGCAUGCCGACAAAAAUGCCUCCUUCUAUCGCCCUUGAGGGUUCCUCAUCACCACCAGAUAGAUCUGAGGAUCACAAUGACAUAGGCUCUUCCAGUCUGCCCUUAGUGUUUCAACAGCCAGCACAGCCCAAGUACAGUUCCCAGAUGAUUGACCUCUGUAACUUUGGUUUUCAGUUCUAUAGAAGUCUGGAGCACUGUGGAACCAAACCCAUUAAGCAAGAACCAGUGAAGCCUAACAUGGCAUGGGCCAGCAGCCCAGCAUUCAUGCAGGCUCCUUACCCUUAUUAUCCUAAAGUCCACCCUGGAUUAAUGUUUCCUUUUAUUGUGCCACCAAACUUUCAUUUCAGGAACCCCUUUCAAAUGAAAAGACCUCCAGAGCCACCCUUCAGGAGGGCUGAAGUAAGAGGAGGUGGUGAAAAUAAACAGAAAGUGGAAAGAGUAGAUGUCAACCUUCAGAUAGAUGACAGUUACUAUGUUGAUGUGGGGGGUGAACAGAAACGCUGGCAAUGUCCCAUGUGUGAGAAGUCCUAUACAUCCAAGUACAAUUUGGUCACGCACAUCUUGGGGCACAGCGGCAUUAAGCCACAUGCUUGCACCCGAUGUGGCAAGCUUUUCAAGCAGCUAAGCCACUUGCACACACAUAUGUUGACACACCAGGGCACCCGGCCACACAAGUGCCAGGUGUGCCACAAGGCUUUCACUCAAACUAGUCACCUUAAGAGACACAUGAUGCAACACAGUGACAUCAAGCCUUACAACUGCAGGAUCUGUGGCAGAGGUUUUGCCUACCCCAGUGAGCUAAAAGCACACGAGUCGAAGCACGAGAGUGGCCGAGAGAACAUUUGUGUGGAGUGUGGUCUGGACUUCCCAACCCUGGCCCAGCUGAAGAGACACUUAACAACCCACCGUGGCCCUAUACAGUACAAUUGCACCGAAUGUGAUAAGACCUUCCAGUACCCAAGUCAGCUGCAAAACCACAUGAUGAAGCACAAAGACAUCCGCCCGUACAUCUGCACUGAAUGCGGCAUGGAGUUUGUGCAGCCCCACCAUCUCAAACAACACUCCCUGACUCACAAGGGUGUGAAAGAGCACAAAUGUGGAAUUUGUGGCCGGGAAUUUACUCUGCUGGCCAACAUGAAGCGACAUGUCCUGAUUCACACCAAUAUCAGAGCCUAUCAAUGCCAUUUGUGCUUCAAGAGCUUUGUGCAAAAGCAGACUCUCAAGGCCCACAUGAUUGUUCACUCUGAUGUCAAACCCUUUAAAUGCAAGCUUUGUGGAAAGGAAUUUAACAGAAUGCACAAUUUAAUGGGACACAUGCACUUGCACUCAGACAGUAAACCUUUCAAGUGCCUCUACUGUCCCAGCAAAUUCACUUUGAAGGGGAACCUAACCAGGCACAUGAAAGUCAAACAUGGGGUGAUGGAAAGAGGAUUUCAUUCUCAAGGUUUUGGAAGAGGAAGAAUUGCUCUGUCACAGACAAAUGUCUUGAGGAGCUUGGAACAGGAAGAGCCCUUUGAUCUUUCCCAGAAAAGCCAAGGGAAGACAAUCUCAUUUCAUUUGGAUGGUGAGAGUGCCAAGGGCAACUUGUGCCAGGAAGAAGAGGAAGACAACUGCUAUGAGGCAGAGCAGUACAGCCCCACCACGUACCACCAUGAUGACAACAAGCUGUAUGUGGCUCAAGAUCUGUCUGGCAAACGUGAGUGCAUGAUGAAGGACUUCAGAGAGUCCUACUGCAAUGAGAAGGAAGUGCUAAGUGAGGAAGGACUGGAGAAGAGAAUAGAAAAUUCAGACAAACAGGAGAGCCAAGGAGAGAGAGACCUUGCAAACAACAAAGAACACCUCAGCUUUAGAGCCUUUGAAAAGGCCAGGCUUGGCCACUCUCUCUCUGAUUACUUGUAUUUCAAGCACAGGAACAAGAGUUUGAAAGAAUUGCUGGAAAGAAAAAUGGAAAAACAAACAAUGCUUAUAGGCAUUUAAAACGGACAUUUUAAAACAGCUGGAAAAUUGCAACCAGAUAGCUUUUAACAGGAACUACAAUUUACCAAAGCCUGGAAGUUUGUAGUAGUCUUUAGAAAUAAGAAAGCCAAAUUAAUAAAAAUAGUUUCAGGUAGAACACAUACAUUGAAAAAAUAAAGCAGUUCAAGGUCACCAAGAAAUGCAAUAGAUAUUGAACAAUAACAUUUUUAUACUUAUCCAUUUGAUGUAGACAAGGGGGUGGGUACAGAAGUUUAUUUUCCUUUAUCUGGGGUGGUAGAGACUUAUAUGCAAUUUUCUAGUUAUCAACAAGCAGCAUACUUUAGUGUUUGAUUUAUUAUCUGACUAAAUAUAUAUGAACACUUCUAACUAUAUGUCUCAAAAACUCUGAAAAUACUAAGAAUUUCAAAGUAUAAACAAGAGUACUGUUAAACAUCAUGUGCAUGAAAGUUCUAAGAGUGAAUGAACUAACACAGUCCAAAUACUUUCAUUUGCUGAAGUGACUGUUAAUUCAACCACUUAAAAUGAGAAAUGGGAAACAAAUUAAGAAGAAAUACUAAUGUUUUGUGAGAUAGUGGAGUGCAGCUCUGUAAGGCUUUGAAAGGGCUGGAAUUUAUUACAGUCACAGAAGCUUUUCCUCUGGCACAAGGGAUGUUUGUGCUUUGCUAUAUAUCAGUCAGUGAGGGAAUAUUCAGCAAUUCUUAAAGUAAAAUAGCAUGGGCUGUGUUGACAUUUUGUUCUACUGUCUACUCAGACAACUGAUAAGCAGCAGCAGCAUGUAGCAUUUGCAAGGCUUGCUGUAAUUACACAUAGAGCAACAUGAGUAAUUCAUUGAGAAAAUGCAAUUUUACCAUUUAUCUCUUCAGUUUAUCUUGGCUAGCAAGGAUGAUUUUUAAAUACACAAGUCUGAUCAGACUGUUUUAGAAGGUAUGCCAAAAAUCAGCCCUUACAGGGCAAGCAGUGCCUCACAGAGGAAAACUGGUUUUGGAUUUCCUCUUGUCAGAGUCACAAUUUUUCUCUUAUCAUCAUGGCUUGACCAGUAAGCUCCAGUAAAACUUGCUGGUUUUACUGAGUCAUUCUCAGCAUUUAAUCCUCUGAUUCCCAUACAAUUACAUGUUCAUAACAAAGAUGCUGAAAACACAUUCCAUUAAUUGCAUGAAUAACUCACCGGCAUCUUGAUGCUUGUGUCUUCCAGAUAGGUGACAAACAGCCCCACACCAUCCUAUUGCUUAUAAGGAAGUAAAGUUUUAAUCAUUCAUUUAAUUAGUCUUAUGUCAUUCUGACAUCCCAGCUCAAAAGGUUAAAAUCCAUAUAUAUGGUACAUCUUUUCCAAAUAUUGCUACCUUCUUAACUGUCAAGUCCUUGAUUUGAAAUGCCUUGCUCGAUAUAUAGCAAGUUAUAAUUAAAUAUAGUCAUAUACUUAUGGCUUGCUAAGGCUAGAGUCAUGUAGCUGCAGCCCUCUCUCAUUUUAAGAAACCACUCACAGGGCUAAUGAUUCUCACACCUACCAGUUAAUCACAAUUCAUAGGGCAGCGGCCCUUACUCAGCAUAUAAAACUGUGUUUGUGUAGUCUAAGGUUGCAGAAGGUAGUUUCAUUUUUCAGGGCUCAAACACAGCAUAGUAAAGAUUCUGAAUGAAGAACAGAAAAAGUGGUUGAUAAAAGAAGCUGUAACAUAAAGGUGACUAUUCAAAAUGUAAUUAACUCUACAGCUAAUGUACAUAAUUUUUUAAAAUAAAAAGGGGAUAUUGAAUUGAGGUAGAAUGUAGGUCACUUGAGACCUAGAACUAAUGAUGUCUUUCAAAAUGAGGUGUAUUUCAGAGGUACAUAGCGUGUUAUUUCAAUGAUGAACUGUCUUAUAUACAUUCAACUUCCUUGCUUCCACCGCAAGGUAAGUCCUCUUAAAAAAGCAGACAUCUUUCUUUCAAGGAAGUUACUGUGAUCAAGCAGAAGAAUCGUAAAAUGUUUAGUGAUAUUUUUAGUGAUGUGUGUAACUGCAUUCUUUAUUAAACUAGAGGGGAAAUGAUUAGAUAGAAAUCCAGCAUGGUCUAGGAGAUCGUCUCUCAGAGACGGCAACAAGUCCUUUGGUUACCUUCUUGGCAAUAUCAUGUCUCUGCCAGACAAAAGCUCCAAUCUGAGAAUGUAUACAGCCAAGGGCUGGGAGCCAUUGACUCUAAGAAAUGUCUUUCUCAAGGUGGUGUAGUUUCCAGCUGUGCAUGAUUCAAGAUCAGUCCACUCCACCUUUGCAGCCAUAUUAGUUCCUAUGACAAGGUGAAUAAGCAAAGAAUCAGGAAUCUGGUUGCAAUUUCUAGAAUGCUGAUCAUGCAGAUUAGUUGAAUUAAGCAAGUGUCUUCACUUCUGUGGUGGGUAAAGCAGAAAGGCAUGCAGCCCUUCCAUUGCAUUGGAGAGUGUUAUGGAACAGCUAGGCAAUCCUUAUCAAGAAAGAGACAAAUGAUUACCUAUCAAUAGCACUCCAGGCAAAUGGAGCAAAGGAGACAUUUUCAGCAGGGCUCUGCUGCCAGUAGAUAACAUUGUAACCACAAAAAUUAUGUCUACUGGAACCAUGCAGUCCAGAGUUCCCUUAAAGAACUUGUAAGGGAAAGUGCCAGAUGUGUCCUUAGGAAAGGGAAUCACUGCAAACAGUUUUGGGUUGCCUCAAUGCUUAACCCAAACACUUUCAAUGGCACUGUCACUGCAGCCAAGUUACCCACUUCUACAAUCCCACUUCUCGCUGGAGCAAAAGCAACUGCCAAACACAUACAGCCAGGCUGAAAGGAGUAGAGGUCCCUGAAUGGCAAUGCUAUUUGGGAGUAAUAUUAAUGUGAAUCCCUUUCCUUACGUUCUUCCUAGGAAGCAGAGAAUAUUCCAUUAGAAAGCAGCCUUGAGACUGUACCCAGUCACAUAGUCAUAUAAGUUAAUUCACAAACACCCAAGACUAAUUCAUGUUAGAACAGUAAAGAGCUCAUCUAAAACCCUAAGUCACUGGUCAGAGGAAUUGCAAACAAAACUAUUACCGAGAUAAGAAGACAGUGCCAAGUGACCCAUGCAAAGACAUUAGGAGAUGAUAGUCCUCUGUAUUGCAGAGCCUAAUGCAGCUGGGUCUAAGACAUUUGUUACAAAGAGGCCCCAAGGGACAAAUUAAAAGUGAAGUAACAGCCAUCAUUGUGAAACACUUUGCUUUUCAAACGUAUUUACAUUGGCACCAUUUUGGGAACAGACAGUAACAGCCUUUGGUUUUUAAUAGCUUUGAAAAUGCUGUAUAGUAAUUUGCUCUCAUAAUAAAGUUAUUUCCCAUCUCUAAUUUUCGAGGGAUUAGCUUCCUUGUUUUGCUUUCAAUAGAGGCUCAGAAGUCCUGUAGAGACAUUGCUUGUGUCCAGGACCUUAGGGGAUAUAUUUUCUCUUUUUCCUCCUUCCUAAUCUAUCUACCUUCUUCUUGCUAUGUUGUGGAAAAAAAAAUGUAUUUAUCUGACUCUUCUCUGCUAUUUGGGUUUUCAGCUCAUGGUAACACAUGAAAGUAAAGCCCAGCCUCCACCACUUGUAUAUUAAAUCACAUCCAUACCGUUUCCCUGCAUUACUAUAUGAAGCCUAACUUCACCCUCCUGCAAAGCAUCAGAGCAAAGUAGAGUGGCCACAAACUCAUAUAACUCAGGUGUUUUUCAAACUCAUACAAAAUGAGAUACUUCAAGAAGCUGUGCUGAAGAAAGAUAAAUUGGCCACACUAUGAGUCUAAGCAAGUGAAGGCAAGUGGUUUGUUAAAUUCGAGGCUUUUCUGCUGUUAAGGGCAGCAGGGAGAAUUCUAGAAGACACUGUAAAGAACAGAGUAGGUGGAUGAAAUGUCAAAAUCUGGGUUUGUAAAAUCUGAAGGUAAAGAAAGACAACACAUUUACUGAGAAAGUGAAGUUGUAGGUCACCCUGGAACAAGCUGUUUUGAACGGCCACCAGGACUCAGCUGACUCCUAGUAAACUUGAGUUCUGGCUGCCAGGCAGCCUCCAGUCAGUGAAGGGAAAGACAGGUGCUCUGUGUUCAGCAACUCAAAGGAUAAAACACUUCAUGAUAAUAUUAUAAUAGAAGUUCUGUGCUUUGUCCUAUAAAACGAGCUACUGCAAAGACCAAGUAAUGCUACUAUACCCAUCUUUUUACAACUCUGUGUUUGUCCACUAGCUAUUCUCAGAUUUCUGUCUUCUUAUGGUGCUGCUGGACUCCGCUGUUGUGAGUGUACAGUUAAGAAGUAAUAUAAGUACUAUAUUUAUUAUUCCAAGGAGUUUUUAAUAAUUAUUAAUAGUUUUGCAAAUAAGUAAUGUCUGCUCAGCUGAACAAGAUGUAACAGAGCUAACAUUUUGUACUCCUAACAGAUUUUGCAAAUACUGUGGUGUAUAUUUAUUUAACAUAGAAUGCUGGGUUCCUAUCUAAAGACCCAACUCAAAAAACAGGCCAACUAUCUGUGAAGAUUUAGUUUCUGACUUUCUAUCUCAAUAGUAAAAGCAUGUAUGAUGUAUUGUAUUAAUUUAAGCAAAUAAACAUGUACUGGAGAAACUGCUGUA
Falco peregrinus (peregrine falcon) is the source of this 8465-nucleotide messenger RNA. RefSeq names its product zinc finger protein 366 (gene ZNF366). The transcript has 8 exons. Bases 1730 to 3928 code for a protein of 732 amino acids. Lineage: Eukaryota; Metazoa; Chordata; Aves; Falconiformes; Falconidae. The record is from RefSeq and is a predicted model, not a curated record. Gene Ontology annotation, biological process: regulation of transcription by RNA polymerase II. Gene Ontology annotation, molecular function: RNA polymerase II cis-regulatory region sequence-specific DNA binding; DNA-binding transcription factor activity.